Molecule: messenger RNA, 252 nt
Organism: Nezara viridula (southern green stink bug)
Lineage: Eukaryota; Metazoa; Arthropoda; Insecta; Hemiptera; Pentatomidae
Source: the annotation of a GenBank genome assembly
AUGGAUUUCUGUAAAUUACCAAAAAUGAUGCUCAAUGAUACACCUGGAGUAAAAAGAAAAAGAGACCCAGGCACCGAUAGCUGGAUGAUCUGGAAGAAAAACAAAGUUUGUAUGGAAGCUGAGGAUCAGAAAUUGGAGGAAUCUAGCUGUGGACGACCGCAAGGAGAGGAGAAAAGCAGUGAUAGAGGAGAGAAAUACCUAGGUCCUCUAGUGCCCAUUGGGCAAGGAGAAAUACAAGUUGAUAGGUCCUAA